AUGCUACUGAUAGCUUUACUCCUAAGUCUGUUGGAUCCACUAAACGCACUUAACGCAUGCCUUCUACCUUCUCUCGAUCCUGGUCGACAAAUAGUUUGCGAUCAAAUUUUUAGCUUCAAUGAAGUGUCUAAGCAAUUCAAUAUACCUAAUUUGGUAUCAACUGCGCUUCCGUUUCAAAUUGGCGGACCUGGAAUUACAAUGGCUGACGCGAUAUCAGGAGCUCUACCAUCAGACAGAUGGCAAUGCCUCAGCAUAGAAUGCACAUGUGGUUUUAUUCAAGGAGCUCAGUACGAUGGUUCACGAUGUAAUCUGCCGGAUGGAAACGUGAUGGGUCAGGUACAGAGGAGGGAAUUCCGAACAUUAUCCGCAGCUGAGCGUGCACUGUAUCGACAAGCGUUUUUGGCUGUACAAGGAACAAUGUACAGGCAGCUGGGCAUUAUUCACUCAAACUUCAAUCAAUCCCCAGGAGCUCAUUCCGGUCCGAAUUUUCUUGGAUGGCACAGAGAGUUUCUUAAAAGAUUAGAAUUAGCUAUGAGAACAACACCGGUUACGGUUGGUGGUCAAACUACUUAUCCUUAUGCGAACGUAUUUAUUCCAUACUGGAAUUCUGCAUUCGAUAAUGAACUUAUUCGAACACACGGGAUUUCUCCACUCAAUUCGGUCAUGUUCUCACCAUAUCUGAUCGGUUCAGUACGCUCUGGCUCCGUUACGGAUGGGAUUUUUGGGAAUUUUGUCGGAUCAUUGGGAAGAGUUACCAGGCGAGCACUUGACCAGUGGAACGGUCAGGUUACGUUGUUCUCAUUCUCUGAAGUUGCUGAUAUCAUAAACAAUCAUGGUGUCAACGAUCUCCUUGGAGCAACAGCUGGUGGAAGUGGUUGCCCAAAUGUGCUGGUCGAUAACAUAGAGUUGGUUCACGGUGAUGUACACGUAUGGAUUGGUGCCGAUAUGCAACAGAUCACGACAUCCACGAAUGAUCCAAUCUUCUUUCUUCAUCACUCGUUUAUUGAUAGCAUUUGGGAGCAAUGGAGACAGCUAAGACAGACCCGAUCCCAACGUGAAACACAAUGGAAUACCGGACCGACAAGCUGUUACUCUUCCGCUCAUCAGUUCAACGCUGCUAUGGUUCCCUUCACUGGACUCACGAAUCGUGUUGGAUUAAGCAAUGCGUACACCGAUUAUCUCUACAACUACGCUCCAUCGCCUUCAUGCGCUGGUGGUUGUAACUCAGCUUUCCUAUGGUGUGACACGACAAGGAACGUUUGUGUGGCACGUAUUCGACCUGGAUCAGCUUGUUCUCGUUUCAACAAUAUCGACCCUUGCUAUGGCACGUGCAGUUCCGGCCGAUGUGUAGCUCCCGCUAAUCCGCAAGCGGACGAUCCUUCUGUCACGGGACCUCCACACUAUCCUCCAAAUGAGCCUCCCAAGGAUGAGGGUUGUGUCAAUCUCCACGAAUGCUGUGGUUCAUGGGCACUGAAAGGAGACUGCGCCAGUAAUCCCGAAGUUAUGGACACUAUCUGUCCUGCUUCAUGCGCUCAAUGUCAACCAGCAUAUAAUGUCGUGGACAAUUGCGAGAAUCGUCACAGUUUAUGUCAAAAAUAUGCAUCCAUGGGGAAAUGUCAAUCAAACCAACAUUGGAUGGCAGAAAAUUGUCGAAUGCAAUGUGGUUUGUGUAAUCAGACAAGAAGAGAGACGUGUGAAGGUCAGAUGAAGCCACUUCAGUAUGCGAAAUUGGCAAACGAUGCCGCACCGUCAGGACAACGUCCAUCUCCUUCUCCACCUCCAUCCACCACUUCAAAAACAUGUCUCAAUUCGCAUACGUGUUGUUCUUACUGGGCAUCUCAGGGCAAAUGUGAUUCAGUCAGUGAUAUUAUGGAAAAAGUUUGCAAAGCUUCGUGUACCUGUCAACCUAGUUACAACACUGGAGCAUGCGACGACUUCAUCAAAGGUUGCAUGAAUAUGGAACGGCUUGGUCUAUGCACGGUUGACUAUUUUGCUGAAAAUUGCAGAAAAACAUGCAACAAAUGUCCCUCAUCGUCUGACGACGCGGACUGUGAAGCAUCCAUGGAUAACAUGUCCACUUAUGACAACAAUACAGGAUCGGCUCCAUCACAUCCAAGUCCACCUGUUUACGAAAAAGUACCAGAAGUAGAAGAAUCGGGUUACAAUUGA
Molecule: messenger RNA, 2169 nt
Organism: Necator americanus (New World hookworm)
Lineage: Eukaryota; Metazoa; Nematoda; Chromadorea; Rhabditida; Ancylostomatidae
Exons: 19
Coding region: 1-2169 (722 amino acids)
Molecular function (GO): oxidoreductase activity
Source: RefSeq, a predicted model, not a curated record